This is a messenger RNA of Salvelinus fontinalis (brook trout), 6280 nucleotides long. Its product is annotated as peroxisome proliferator-activated receptor alpha-like. Bases 189 to 1616 code for a protein of 475 amino acids. Gene Ontology annotation, biological process: negative regulation of transcription by RNA polymerase II; hormone-mediated signaling pathway; positive regulation of transcription by RNA polymerase II. Gene Ontology annotation, molecular function: nuclear receptor activity; zinc ion binding; RNA polymerase II cis-regulatory region sequence-specific DNA binding. Gene Ontology annotation, cellular component: nucleus. NCBI's taxonomy places the organism in Eukaryota, Metazoa, Chordata, Actinopteri, Salmoniformes, Salmonidae. The record is from RefSeq and is a predicted model, not a curated record. The transcript is spliced from 7 exons.
GGGCAGUGGCCCUAUGUGGGCGAUUUUGACAGCAGCAGAGUUGUUUAGCAGACAAACAAGGACGUGUUGAAGGGGCCAAUUCUUUCCGUCCUUGUUCCACCCGAACUCGCACUGACAGCUUCUCAACGCACGGAGGUUUCUGACGGGAUGUCGGCUUCGGAUCGGGCGGUCCAUUGUAAGUUUGAUGAAUGAUCCUCCCCCUGGUCCCGUCCUCCGUCAUGGUCGACAUGGAGAGCCACUGCCGGCCGCCGUCCCCCCUAGAGGAUUCGGUGCUGUGUGGGGACUUCAUUGGGGGCAUGGAGGAGCUGCAGGACAUCUCCCAAUCCAUCGACGGUGACGCCCACAGCUCCUUUGACGUCCCUGAGUACCAGUCCCAGUCGAGUAACGGCUCUGGCUCUGAAGGAUCCACCAUUCUAGAUGCUCUGACCCCAGCCUCCAGCCCAUCGUCGGGGGGGUAUGGGGCGGUUGCAGGGCAGGAAGAGUUCUCCUCCUCCUCGCUCAACCUGGAGUGUCGGGUGUGUGCCGACCGCGCCUCCGGAUACCACUACGGAGUUCACGCCUGUGAGGGCUGCAAGGGUUUCUUUCGGCGGACCAUCCGCCUCAAGCUGGAAUAUGAUAAGUGUGAACGCCGAUGUAAGAUCCUGAAGAAGAACCGGAACAAGUGCCAAUACUGCCGCUUCCAGAAGUGCCUGUCUGUGGGCAUGUCCCACAAUGCGAUCCGUUUUGGUCGGAUGCCCCAGUCAGAGAAGCUGAAGCUGAAGGCAGAGAUCCAGACGGGGGACAGGGAGGUGGAGGACCCCGAGCAGGCCGACCAGAAGACCCUGGCCAGGCACAUCUAUGAGGCCUACCUCAAAAACUUCAACAUGAACAAGGCCAAAGCCCGCACCAUCCUCACCGGAAAGACCAGCACUCCACCAUUUGUCAUCCACGACAUGGAUACCCUUCAGCUGGCAGAGCAGACCCUCGUUGCCAAGAUGGUGGGCCCGGCUGGGGGCCAUCUGCUGGAGAAGGAGGCUGAGGUACGCAUCUUCCACUGCUGCCAGUGCACCUCCGUGGAGACGGUCACAGAGCUGACUGAGUUCGCCAAGUCUGUCCCCGGCUUCUCCAGCCUGGACCUGAACGACCAGGUGACUCUGCUGAAGUAUGGAGUGUACGAGGCGCUGUUCGCCCUGCUGGCCUCAUGUAUGAACAAGGACGGCCUCCUGGUGGCCUACGGAUCGGGCUUUAUCACCAGGGAGUUUCUCAAGAGUCUGAGGAGGCCCUUCAGCGACAUGAUGGAACCCAAGUUCCAGUUCGCCAUGAAGUUCAACGGGCUGGAGCUGGAUGACAGUGACCUGGCCCUGUUUGUGGCCGCCAUCAUCUGCUGCGGAGACCGUCCCGGCCUGGUGAACGUUGGCCACAUUGAGCGCAUGCAGGAGAACAUUGUUCAGGUGCUGCGGCUCCACCUGCUGGCCAACCACCCAGACGACACCUUCCUCUUCCCCAAGCUGCUGCAGAAACUGUCCGACCUCCGGCAGCUGGUCACCGAGCACGCUCAGUUGGUCCAGGAGAUCAAGAAAACAGAGGACAUGUCGCUCCACCCCCUGCUGCAAGAGAUCUACAGAGACAUGUACUGAGAUACUGAGCCCAGAGAGGAGGGUGGGGGCUGGGUCACACACCCACCUCACCCUCCAUUUUGGGGACAUGUACUGAGUCUAGAAAGGAGGUUGCCCUCCAUUUUGGGGACACAUGCGUGAACAGUCUCUCUGAAUAGUCCUACAAUGAAAGGUUUGAACCACUGGACCCCCAGAUGCAGGGUUGCUCAUCUUUCAGACAGGACCGGACAGGACAAUAGGACUAUAUUCUGGGCACCUGUAGUGGGGUCCACUACUCCCACAGGAACCUAUAGGGCCAUAUUACCUGUGUGGACGGGCAAUGUGAAGCUGAAUUGAGUGUCUUGUUCCAGUGUUUGUCCUAACUAGAGAACAUGCAUUGGGCUGGGUUUAGACACCUUUGGCCAACAUCAGAAAGAAAUACACGGCUCAAAUAAUCAAUUGCUUGUUUAGAUAACAGUGGCUGUGUUUAGACAGGCAGCCCAAUUCUGAUAUUUUUUUCACUAAUUGGUCUUUUGACCAAUCAGAUCACCUCUGAAAAAGAUCUGAUAUGAAAAGAUCUGAUGUGACUGGUCAAAAGACCAAUUAGUGGGAAAAAGAUCAGAAUUGGGCUGCCUGUCUAAAUGCAGCAUAUGAUUCAGUCAGACUAUAGCCACCAGAGUCCCUGCUAGAGGGGAUCCCUUUCCUAUACGGUACACACAUCUCUGACCUAAUCAGGCCCUUGAGUGAUGAACAGCAGGACGUAUCGACAGAAUCACCACUCCAGCAGUAUCUUUAUAACUAUGUCAUUUUGUAACGAACUUCAGAGUGAGAGAAAAGAAUGAUAAUGUUGCACAACUAUUUUGCAGUAAAGACACCCAAGCGAAUUCAAUGGCGAAUACAGACUUCAGAUGUGAGUGACUGUGUCUCACAGUAAGGCAGCUUUUCAGCGAUUGGAUGUUCUCCCCCAGUGAGGUUAUGGGGUUGCAUGGUCAAUGAGGUCCUCAUGAGUGUCUGUCUCUCUCGCUGCCGGUGUGUGUAUCUCUCCUAUAUUCAGUUUCCUAAUACAUCACACUGUACCAGGUUACUGUCCCUCAGAUGUGGCUGCAGCGGCUCAAAAUUCAACUCACAGUACAAGUAAAUAUAACAUAUUGCUAAAUUCAUUUUGGGAAACCUCUCCUGUGUGUUUUCAAGCUCUUGCUCCUGCUUAGGCUAUAACUUAUCAUGUCUUAGAAAUUUGAAUUCCUCCGGGGGGAAAAAACGACUUUAGCUAUAAUUGUUCAUUUAACAUUUGCAUAUUUGCUAAUGUUAUCAUGAAUGAGGCUACAGAGUUUCAGAAAGUGCUCCCCCUAUAUCCCACUGAGUUUUUAGUCUUUUGCUCUUUUGGGCAAAGACCCACAGCCUCAGUUGGAGGGACACAUUAUUGGAUGCCACAGGUCUCCAUUGUUCAAACGUCAGUUACUCAUCAGUCAUAUUUCAACCGCGAAUUCACUAUGUGCUUUUUAGUGAUGGUUUUCACAUACCGUGCCCUUCAUCUCAUUUUCCUCUCCUAUCUAGACCAAACUCUAACAUGGAGGCUUUGGUGUGCAUUAUAUUCAUUUUAUAAAACCAAGGUAAAGCUCAAUGAUUACAAAUAUUUUUCAUUUUCAAUACUUUCACAAACAAAAGUAAACAAACUACCGUGUCAAUAGUGUUGCCCCCACCAGUCAGAACAUGGCUCCAUCAGGACAUUUGUUUGUAAGUGGUGUGAUUUCAUUCAAAACAGACUGAUUUCAAAAUUUGGAAAUUACCAAUCAGAAAUUCACUGUGUAAAUGCACCCACAACGCAACACUAAAGCGCACAGUGUGCUUACGAGAUAUGAUAUGAGACUCUUUUAUAAACUGUAAUAUUUGGCACUCCAUCUUGUUUUGUAUACUGGUAUUAAAGGGCUAAUAUGACUUCAAACUAUAUUAAAACCUUAACAAAGGCAGAUUGAGAGCAGAUUUACAGCAUUUUAAGCCAUUAACAAGAUCUCUCUCUCUCUCUCUCUCUCUCUCUCUCUCUCUCUCUCUCUCUCUCUCUCUCUCUCUCUCUGUCUGUCUGUCUGUCUGUCUGUCUGUCUGUCUGUCUGUCUGUCUGUCUGUCUGUCUGUCUGUCUGUCUGUCUGUCUGUGGGUAUUUUGUUACUAUUUACACCUGGUUGUUUUAGUCUAGUAGAGAUUAAAUACUAAAACUGCCUCAUCAAACCAGCCAUCAAUCCUUCACAGAACUGUUGGGAAUGUUUCAAAGACAGAAUGAAAUAAUCCUUCAUGUGUGCAUGCUUUUCUGAUGGAAAGGAUAUACAGUGCGUGUGUGUAUUUUCUGUGAGGGAAUGUAUUUUGUUCUUUGCUUACCGUAGCAAAUUCUCAUGAAUCAAUGUUUUUUGGGGGUGUAAUGGACCUAGCUUCACUCUCUGCACCACGUUGUAUUAAUGCUUUGUACAUAGAUUCAGUGAUUAUGUGAUUGCUUGCCCCAACUAUAACCAGAGGUAUGCAAGAUACUAACUAUUAUUGGGUAUGUUUUGUAUUCCUUUUUGUCUGGUAAAUACUUUUCAAUGUUUUAAAUGGUACAGAAAUGUAGGUAUGUUUUUGAUUAAGCGCUACCUAAUUUGACAAUGUUAUAAUUGAGUUGGAUCAUAUUUUUAUACUAAAGCAUAUAUAUACAUAUAUAUAAACAUAUGUACAUAUAUAUAUAUAUAUAUAUAUAUAUAUAUAUAUAUAUAUAUAUAUAUAUAUAUAUAUAUAUAUAUAUAUAUAUAUAUAAAAAUGAGUAUAUCAGAAAUUUUUCGUUGAAUAACUAGGUUGAAAAAUGCAAUGUAAAUGGAAUAGCUAAGUAUCUGGUGAUACAACCAUAGAUGUGAUUCCCAAUGGGGACAUUCGUUUGGUUAAUUCCCACACUAGAGAGAGUUAACAUGUUCUCUAUGUGCUGUGCUUUGCUGUAGGGAUACUAAAAGCACUCAAAGCAAAUAUCAAGACUUGAACGCAAAACCUUUCAUGGGUAAUUGACACUAUAUUUUCACUCAACAACAUGAUCUGGAUAUAGUAUUUGUCUUGAACAUGCAUAAGUAAAUCAUCAGUGUUAAGACUGGUAAUAAGCUAUCAUGGCACAGAUCCUACAUCAAUACUGCAGGUUUCCUUCUAUGCUAUGGUCUCAGGUGGAAGAUUAGGUAAUAAAGGGGAUGAUUGGGGCGUAAUUUCACUAUUCAGAACAUAAAUGCUCCAUAACUGCCUCAUUAUGUUCUUCAAGCCAAACGGUUUGUUGUUUUUGUGGCCGUACUAUAUCCCUUCUCUGUUUUGAUACAUGUACAGUAUAUAGAACAUUACGCACUCAUAACUUGUCCACAAUGAACAGUGAUUUCAUUACAGCUAAAUGCAGUAAAGAUGCAGUAUAUUGUUUAUUAGAAACUGGGUGUUUCGAGCCCUGAAUGCUGAUUGGCUGAUAUAUCAGACCAUAUACCACGGGUAUGAUGACAAAACAUGUAUUUUUACUGCCCUAAUUACGUUGGUAACCAGUUUAUAAUAGCAAUAAGGCACCUCUGGGGUUUGUGGUAUAUGGCCAAUAUACCACGGCUAAGGGCUGUAUCCAGGCACUCCGCGUUGCGCAUUGGAACAUCUCUUAGCCAUGGUAUAUUGGCCAUAUACCACACCCCCUCUGGCCUUAUUGCUUAAUUAACAUGCUUCCGCUGUAUCACUCGCUGCUGUGUUCUAACUUACUUAAUUAUAAUCAUGCCAUAUGUUAGAUGACUGAAUUUCAAGCUGCCUGUAAUGGCAGUUCUACAAUAUCUAUUGCUCUGGAUUGUCAGACCUCUGCAGAAUGCAACGCUGCUUUAGUCCACUAGAUUCUAGAAUCACAAGGUGAACAGAACACAUUAGGGAUUACACUCAACCCGUGCCUUAACCUAUGACAUACAACACUAGACACAAUCGAGUAAAGUAAAGCUGCCCACAGUUCUGUGUCCCCAGCCAGAAGCUACUGGUAUGGAUAUGAUACUACACAGUACAGGGAUACACAAAGAGAGGAUAUGGCGUCAUGACAGAAUUAGGGAAGGUUUCAAAAUUGUGAUAGGCAGACAGACCAUUGUUGAAUCUGUAGAACAUAACGACUGUUUGGAAUUACAUUCCUCCACAUUAGAGAGGUCGCUCUCUUGCAAUAGUGUAAAUACAAACAAGAUUAUAUAAGGGUUCAAACACUAGAGCAAAAACCCAGAGGAGAAGUUAUGUGAUUGGUAAAUUGAAGAUGUCUGCUACCCUUAAGGAUCUAUAUUGUUUUGUGUUGAAUUGACAAGGGACUUUUGACAAGUAUCAGGGAAAAUAUUGUGUCCCUUAGUUUAUACUAGCUCAGGACAUAGCGAGGUACUGUUCUUCUUUUUUUAUUUUUCAACUGAGUUUAUAGUGCCCUGCCAUACAGCACACAUAUAAUAAUAAUAAUAAUAAUAAUAAAUACAACUCUGCAGAAAUGAUGAGUGCAGAAGAUAUAGGAAAAGGUUUGUAUUUUGUAGUAAAGAGUUGAUGCAGUGUUUUUAUGGCUAGUGUCAUGCAAAGAGACUGGAGACAGUCUUUGGAUGCUUUGUUUAUGUAUACUGUGGCUUGGUAACAAUAAAGUACAUGUUUGAUGAAUGUUUAUCUAGUAAUUUAAACAACAAACAAGUUGACUUUGAAUAGAUUGACAAAUAAAAUUAUUUAAAAAUCCAA